AUGUUAAAUAAGACUCUUCCAAAAUUUGGUCUAAGAUAAGUUUCUCCUUGUUAAAGAUUGCAAAAGCCUGCAUUUGCUAAAAACCCGGCAUCUGGAUCACUGGUAUAAAUGAAAUACAAAUGUAGAUCCGAAUCAGAAACACCAUCUGUUCUAUCUUUUUUUAAAGGUUUUACUGUUAUACAAGUUCCAUCAAUACUUUAUUUAGGAUCAAAGAUAUUAUUGCUUGUGUUUGGUUAAACUUUGAUAAAAUUAGAAACAAAGUUAACAACAGUAGUAGAUACAGUUUUCAGAUAAUUAACUUAAUUAUUAGUAAUGGGUGGUAAUUCUGGUUUUGGAGAUAAUCUUGAAAAGUCAGUAGUUAUUCUUAUUGGCUGA
This is a messenger RNA of Tetrahymena thermophila SB210, 375 nucleotides long. RefSeq lists its product as hypothetical. NCBI's taxonomy places the organism in Eukaryota, Ciliophora, Oligohymenophorea, Hymenostomatida, Tetrahymenidae. The transcript has a single exon. The record is from RefSeq and is a predicted model, not a curated record.